AAUUGUCGCCCAGACAGACGUGUUGACGCUCCAGCCCAACAGGCGCUCUCGCUGCCCCGCAGCCUUUCCUUAGCGGGCGCUCCAGCCGGUGGAGUCGCAGAGCUGAGCUGUAGUCAGCCCCAGCCAGGGCACCACUUCCUGCGGCGCCUUAGGCUCCGCAUUCCUGACGUUUGGACGCCUUAGCUGGUAGAGAAAGGAGGUGUAAGUGAGAGAAAGGCUCUCAUCCUGGGACCUAGGAAUAACUCCUGAGUCGGAGGAGUCUCUCUCUCUCUCUCUCCCUCCUCCUCUCCCCUCUCCUCCUUCCCUUCCAGCCCUCGAGCACAUGUCGGUCAUGGACCUCGCCAGCACCUGCUCCAGCUUUCAGUCGGACUUGGAUUUCUGUCCGGAUUGCGGCUCGGUCCUACCCCUGCCCGGGGCUCAGAAUACGGUCACCUGUAUUCGCUGUGGCUUCGCCGUCAACGUGCGGGACUUCGAAGGGAAGGUUGUGAAGACCUCAGUUGUGUUCCACAAACUGGGAACAGUCAUGCCCAUGUCUAUGGAGGAAGGACCCGAGUUCCAGGGACCAGUGAUUGACAGGCGCUGCUCUCGUUGUGGUCAUGAAGGAAUGGCAUACCACACCAGACAGAUGCGAUCCGCCGAUGAAGGGCAGACUGUCUUCUACACCUGUACCAGCUGCAAGUUUCAGGAAAAAGAAGACUCUUGAUCCUUUUUUCUGGGCUACCCAACAAUACCUCCCUCCUAUUCCUCGGAAGUAAAGGAUAUUGGUUCUUAGAUGCCUUGUCCGUCCUCUCUGGUUGUGGUGUGUUGCUAUUGGAGGAGUGUCUGAUCAUCACAUGAGUACUCCCACCUCUAGUUUAGUUUAUUAAAGUUAUAUUUUUCUAUAAAACCUUGACAUGUUUUUUAUAAUCUUAUUCCAAAUCAGAGAGAUGUUUGUAAGGAA
This is a messenger RNA of Castor canadensis (American beaver), 940 nucleotides long. RefSeq names its product RNA polymerase I subunit H (gene Polr1h). Gene Ontology annotation, molecular function: zinc ion binding; nucleic acid binding. The record is from RefSeq and is a predicted model, not a curated record. Lineage: Eukaryota; Metazoa; Chordata; Mammalia; Rodentia; Castoridae. Gene Ontology annotation, biological process: DNA-templated transcription; termination of RNA polymerase I transcription. Gene Ontology annotation, cellular component: RNA polymerase I complex.